Melopsittacus undulatus (budgerigar) is the source of this 6732-nucleotide messenger RNA. It is a transcript of the gene GPR179, whose product is annotated as G protein-coupled receptor 179. Gene Ontology annotation, biological process: G protein-coupled receptor signaling pathway. Lineage: Eukaryota; Metazoa; Chordata; Aves; Psittaciformes; Psittaculidae. Gene Ontology annotation, molecular function: G protein-coupled receptor activity. The coding region runs from base 1 to 6477 and encodes 2158 amino acids. The record is from RefSeq and is a predicted model, not a curated record. The transcript is spliced from 14 exons. Gene Ontology annotation, cellular component: membrane.
AUGGGGCCGUGGCGGUGGCUGCUGCUCUGGUGCUGGCACACGGCGCUGCUCCGUGGCCAGCGGCCGCAGGACAGCCCCCCCCGGCCGGAGGGGUGGUCCCCGGCUCCAUCACCCCCCCGGGUGCCCACAGCGGAGCCGGGGGACGCCGAGGGCUCUGCGGCGGCUCUGGCGUUCCUGCGGACGGGCGAUGAGCGGCUCCUGGCCCGAGCCAACUGCAGCCGGGGGGUCCCGGCGGCGGCCGCGGGGCUCGGGCCCCCCCCGGCGCUGCGGGCUGCGCUCCGCGCCGCCCCCGAGGCCCUGGCCCAAGCCGCCAACUUCCUCAACAUGCUCCUCCAGACCAACGACAUCCGCGAGGCCAGCGUGGCCGAGGAUGUGGAGUGGUACCAGGCGCUGGUGCGCAGCCUGGCCGAGGGGCACCCAUGGGUGCGCAGGGCGGUGCUGGCCCUUGAUGCUCACCCGCUGGCCGCCAAGCCCCGGCUGAUGCUGCAGGCGACCAAGGGGGAUGGUCAGAUCCUGCUCCAGGAUGUGUCCGCUGCUGCUGCUCCAAGCCUCGGGAACCUCAGCUGGGACAACGAGUGGUUCAAUGCGCUCAGAUCCCAGCGGAGCCCUGCCCUCCGCAAGAGGGUGCUCAGCAAUGACCUGCGCAGCAUGGAGACCCCCAAGUGGCAGCGGGGUGACAGCUACGUGGGGGACCCGAGCCAUGUGCGGUGGUCCCUUCCUUUCCUCGAGUGCCGGGAUGGCCGAUUCCUGCCUGUCUGGGCUGUCACGCUCUCCACUGCUUUCUAUGGGCUCAAGCCAGACCUCAGCCCUGAGUUCAAGGGUGUCGUGCGGGUGGACAUCGAGCUGCGGGACGUGGCCAUUGACCAGUGUGCCAGUGGGCCGGGCUGGUUCGCAGACACGCACCGCUGCGACCUCAACAGCACCCAGUGUAUCCCGCAGGAGAGCCGCGGCUUUGUCCUCGGGAGGUACCUGUGCCGGUGCAAGCCGGGCUUUUAUGGAGCCAGUGGAGCAGCCCAGGCAGGCACAGUGGGGGCAGACGAGGGGUCCCUGUUGGGAUGCCGGCCCUGCCGCCAAGGAUGCUCCACCUGCGAGGACGAUGCUCCCUGCCUGAUCCAGGAGGACCGGGCGCUGCGGGCGGCCGUGCUGUCCUGCCAGGCCUGCUGCAUGCUGGCCAUCUUCCUCAGCAUGCUCAUCUCCUACCACUUCCGACGGAGCAAGAGGAUCCGGGCCUCUGGAAUCAUCCUCCUGGAGACAAUCCUCUUCGGGUCCCUCCUCCUCUACUUCCCAGUGUUCAUCCUGUACUUCAAGCCCAGCAUCUUCCGCUGCAUUGUCCUGCGCUGGGUCCGCAUGCUCGGCUUUACCAUCGUCUAUGGCACCAUCACCCUCAAGCUGUACAGGGUGCUGAAGGUGUUCCUGUCCCGCACGGCCCAGCGGGUGCCCUAUGUGUCGAGCAUGCGGGUGUUGAAGAUGCUGGGGCUGAUCCUGGUCCUGGUGCUGUGGUUCCUGGCAGCCUGGACCAUUGGGAUGCUGGAGAACGUGGACAAGAACAUCCCACUGGUGAUCCGCACCCAGACUGCCGGUGGCCUCCACUUCUACAUCUGCGGCCAUGACCACUGGGACUACAUGAUGGUGAUUGCUGAGCUGCUCUUCCUGCUGUGGGGCAGCUUCCUGUGCUUUGCCACGCGUGCUGUGCCCUCUGCCUUCCAUGAACCCCGCUACAUGGGCAUCGCACUGCACAAUGAGCUCAUGAUCUCAGCCACCUUCCAUGUGGUCAGGUUCAUCAUGGUCCCCUCACUGCAUCCUGACUGGACACUGCUGCUCUUCUUCGCUCACACCCACAGCACCAUCACCAUGACCCUGGCGCUGCUCUUCAUCCCGAAGUUCCUGCACACGGGCUCGCCGCUGAGGGAGGAGAUCACAGCUGAGGUCUAUGAGGAUGAGCUGGACAUGCGGCGCUCGGGCUCCUGCCUCAACAGCAGCAUCACAUCUGCCUGGAGCGAGCACAGCCUCGACCCCGAUGACAUUCGGGAGGAGCUGAAGAAGCUCUACCGGCAGCUGGAGGUACACAGGAGGUGGCGGAUGGCAGCGCUCAACCCUCACCUCCCCAAGCAGCGCAGCACCCGCCGCAGCCUGGCUCGCUCCAUCACCCGCCGCAGCAGCAGCACCCGUGGGUCCUCGGCCAAGCAGCUCCUCAAUGCGGGUACCACCACCCUGAGGAUGCAGGAUUAUGGCUCCCGCAGCACUGAGGGGGUCCAAGGGGGUUCGCCCAUCCCUGCUCCCCCCCAGGAGCCUGUGCCGGGGAGGAAGAUGAUGGUGACAGCAGCCUCGGAGCAAUCUGACAGCGAGUCCCUUGAUGCUGCUCCACUCAUGUACAAGUCAGCCAGUGCCCAGAACCUGGUGGGGCACGGGCAGCCCCCCCUGCCCCGUGCACCCCCCUUGCACAAGUCACUCAGUGUGGUGGCCGGGGCGCAGGAUGAAGCCCUGCUCGCUGCCAGCCGUGCUGCAUGGGGGAAGCAACACAUGGAGCAUCCGUUCACCCUGGCCUCAGGGCACCCCACGGCACAAGGACCCCCCAAGGAGGCUGGGACGCCCCAAAGCCCUGAUGCUGUCCCCAGCCCCACCGAGGGGUGCUCGCAGGAUGUGUCCCCCCUGGGUGAUGGCAGAGUGCAGAAACGCAUCACCUACGCGCCCAUCAAGAGCAUCAGCGUCGAUGGCUCCCAUCACCCAGGGCGGGUGCGGAUGGUGGUGGUGAGGAGAACCCCACCACGGCCCCCCGUGCGCUGCCAGAGCCUGGGGCUGCGGGGGACAGCGGCUGGGGACAGCCUGGGGCCAGCAGAGCCACCCAUGGGACCUCCAGCACGGGUGGGACAACCAGAGGGAAGAGCAGCAGGAAUGGAGGAGGAAGAUGCAGGGUCCCCAUCGCCUGCAGCAUCCAUCCCAGCACAGGUCUGUCCCUGGGAGCUGGUCCAGGAGGAGAUCCUGAGCCGGAGGGAAGGAGCCACCCAAGCAGCAGGGUCGGGGAGCACUGGUGACACAGCAGCUGCCCCCCCCCACAUCAAGACGUCCCUCUGGAGCCUGGGCCUGGCCAUCAAAGCCUUCAACCGCUCCAGAGGGAAAAGCAUCCCGAAGGGCAAGAGGGAGGGCAAGGGGAGCCUCAGGAAGAGGGGACAUGAGCAGGAAGGGGGCAGCAGGAGGGAGAGGCCAAGCUCGGCAGAGCCAUCGGCCGUGUCCCCUGCAGGGACCACGGGCUCUGAGCAGGUCUUUUGCCAACACAACAACAAUGCCAGGGCCGAUGGAGAGGAGCCGGGUGAGGAGCACGAUGCUCCCCAUGGGGAUGCAGAUGCAGAGCACAAGGUCCCAUCAAACUCUGGUCACCAAGAAGGAGCUGAAUGUCCCUAUGAGCCCCCGCUGGUGGUGGCCCAGCCCCAGCAAGGGGAUGAGGCUCCCGUGGUGCAGCCAGGGAAUGAUGCUCCUACGGCAGCACCAAAGGAAGGGCUCGAGGGUCCCAGUGGGUCCAUCCCCUACCAGGACCACACAGAGGUGGAGCAGCCACAGGCAGGAACCAUCGCAAGCAGCUCCCCCCCAUCCAUCAGUGAUGGGCAGAGAGCGGCUGCUGAGGAGCUGGAGGCUGGGAUUUGUCCCCAGGGAAGCCUGGAUGUCCCAGCAGGAAGCGUGUGCAAGGAGGAGGGCAGCAGCCACCCUGAGCCCCUUGGUUCCAGGGACGUUGGGAAGGUCCCUGCAAGGAGCCGGAGCGAGGAGAUGCCUGCAGUGGUCAGGCAGGCCCAGGUCUGUGUUAGAGCCAACCAGGCUGAUCCCAGCAUCAAAACAGGGAUCUGCCCCUGGGAGGAGCACAGGGGGGACCCUCAGCACCCCAGGGAAGAGCUGAGCAUGGAGAAAGCACCAGCAAACCCCUCCGAGCUGCUGGAGGGGCCUUGGGAGGGCAGGAGGGGCCAGGUUUGCCCAUGGGAAACCAUGGAACAGGGGAGCACCACGAGAGCACAAACCGGCCCCGGGGACACGGAGGGGGCUGAGCCGGAGCAGGAGGGGCAGGAAGCAGAGAGGAGACGGGUGGGUGAGUGGGGCAAGAGCAUCAGGGCAAGGUCCCUGGGGUUGGUGGGAGCUCCAGAGCCACCCAAAGCUGCUCCCAGCAGCUCUGAGCUGCCAGGAGGGAUCCCACCGAGCGCUCGGGCUUCGGUUUGUCCCUGGGAAGCGACGGGAGCUGAUGGUGAUGCAGGAGGGAUUUGCCCUUGGGAAGGGGGAGCAGCCGUAUCCAAUGCAGGGAAUGCAGAGGAUGGUGACGUUUCCCAAGGGGAGAACGGGAUUUCCCCCCGGGCAGCAGCCCCGGGGGGCACGGGAGGGAUGGGUUUGGCUGCAGGCAACGGGAGCACCCAGCAGGGAUGUCCCUAUCCCAGGGAUGGUGUGGAGCAGAGCAGCACAGGGCUGGCAGCAGGACACCCGGCUCUGCCCAAAGCCACAGCCAAGCAAGCAGGAGCCAUGGGCAGCAGCAAGGCCGAUGUUUGCCCAUGGAAAGCAGAGGCUGAGGUGCUCACCAAGGCAGAAAUCUGCCCUUGGGAAGAGCCUGAAGCUCCAUCGGGGAAGGACAGAGCAAGGCAGGACAUGUGUGGCCCUUCCAAAGGGGAAAACAAAGGGGCGACCAGAGGAGUGGAGGGCACCAAACCAAAGCUGGCAGAGGUGGGCGGACAUCAACCGGAGGGCAGGAGCAGCAGGAGCUUCACAAAUCUCAUCAGGAAAAGCAUGGGGAACUCAAAAGCCAAAUCCAAGAAAUCCCAGAGCGUGGAGAGCAUCAAGGAGGAAGUUUGUCCAUGGGAGAGCCCAGACAAGGAGCAGCCCACGGAGCAUCCCCGUGCCAGGAGCCCAGCAAUGCCCAGAGCACCUACGAGGGCAUCCCAAAGUGUGGAGAGCCUGAAGGCAGAGGUGUGUCCUUGGGAGGCUCAAUCCAUGGAUACAAGCCUGAAGGCAGAGGUGUGUCCUUGGGAGGCUCCAGGGGCUCAGUCCAUGGAUACAGCUGAGAUCUGCCCCUGGGAGGGGGCUGCAGCUCCAUCGGGUACAGAGGAAUCAAGGCAGGACAAGGAUGCUCUGUCCAUAGGGACUAAAACCCCCUCUCCAGGUCAAGGUGUCUGCAGAGAGACUGGAAAGAGCACAUCUGCAAAGAAAGAGAAAGCAAAUCCUGACCGUGAAUCCAUCUGUCCAUGGGAGAGCCUGGACAAGGAGCAGCCCAUGGAGCAUCCCCAUGCCUGGAGCCCAGCGCUGCCCAGAGCACCUACGAGGGCAUCCCAAAGUGUGGAGAGCCUGAAGGCAGAAGUGUGUCCUUGGGAGCAGGGCCCUGGGGGGGUGCCCAAGGGGGACAAGCGCAUCAGGCGCCAGGCAGCGCUGGCCAGCCCAGGGAGAGCCCUGGAGAGGGGCAGCAGCAAGCGAGAGGCUGUGUGUCCAUGGGAGAGCCUGGACAAGGAGCAGCCCAUGGAGCAUCCCCGUGCCUGGAGCCCAGCGCUGCCCAGAGCACCUCCAAGAGCAUCCCAGAGUGGGGAGAGCCUGAAGGCAGAGGUGUGUCCUUGGGAGGCUCAAUCCAUGGAUACAGCAGAGAUCUGUCCCUGGGAGGCAGUUGCAGCUCCAUCAGGUACAGAGGAACCAAGGCAGGACAAGGAUGCUCUGUCCAUAGGGAGAAAGAGACCCUUGACAAGGGAAGGUGCCUUCAAAGCGAUUGGACACAGCACACCUGCAGAGGAGAAAGCAAGUGUGGAGAGCCUGAAGGCAGAGGUGUGUCCUUGGGAGGCUCAAUCCACGGAUACAGCAGAGAUCUGCCCCUGGGAGGCAGCUGCAGCUCCAUCAGGUACAGAGGAACCAAGGCAGGACAAGGAUGCUCUAGAGACUGGGCACAGCAUGCCUACAAAGGAGGAGAAAGCAAAUCUCAACCGUGAGUCCAUCUGUCCCUGGGAAAGCCUGGACACAGAGGAGCAAUCCCUGAGAAUUGCAACAGGGAAAGAGCUGUCCAAGCAGUCCGACAGCACGGAGAGCAGGAAAGCUGAGAUUUGCCCCUGGGAAGCAGCAGAUCCCAGGGGCUCAGAGGAGGAAAUCCCACACGGAGCUGAUGGAGCAUCAUACCCUGGGAUGGGAGAGUCAAAGCCGGUGCUGGGAGCCAGCACCGUGUCUCCACCGAGGAACAAACCCAAGGGCAGACCUGGCAGUGAGGCCAAGCACAAGCCCCUGAGCCGCAUCCAGCCCCUGCAGAGCCCUGGGGCAGAGCUGCUGCCCUGGGGAGGGGGUUCAGCCCCUGGGGCAGGCAGCAGCCCCAGCCCAGCUGAGGUUUGUCCCUGGGAAGCAGAAGAGGCCCCAUCAGCAUCUGAGAAGACCAGCACAGACAGCAGGAAAACCUCAGCAGUGUGUCCAUGGGAGGUGCAGAGUGUGGCUGCCUCCCAGAGUGGAACCCAAGCUGAUGUCUGCCCUUGGGACCAUGAGUAGCCCCCUCUGGCCAGGGCCAUCAGCCAGGUGCAGAUAUGGUUUGCAUGACCAGAAGGUCUUGAGCUGAAGGCUGAUGCCCAGUGGCACAGCCCAGGCAAGGACAGAAGUGUCCACCAAAGCCAAUGGCAUGGCCACACUUCCAGUGGUCUCUGGUGGUGGCCUUGGGGACCAGUGCAGUGAGGGGACAAUGAACAUCUCCCCAUCAAGCUCUCCAGAUGGGUGAAAGCACCACCCAUCAUUUGUCCACAGGUAGGU